CGCGAGUCGCACCUCAUUUGUGCGCUUGUGUUUGCCGCUUCUGUUCUAUUCGCUGUCUUCUGCCGUUAGCAUGUCCGAGGGGCGAUAAUCUCCGAAUUGUGAACUGUGCAGCGAGUCCGUGUGUGAACGUUUUGUCGUUUAGCGUUUUCGAGCGAAAUUUGAAAAAAAUUCGUUUUUGAAUCGAGGAAAACUCGUUUGUGUGACGGUGCCGGUGUGGAAAGCAAAGAAAUCCAGACACGGAUUCUGCGUCUCGACUGUCUGUUGAGUGUUUCAAGACAAAUUCCGAGUUUGACGUUGGUUUCGAGUGUCCCCGUGUGCUCGUCGUUGUUGCGUUUCCUCCCUGUUUUUUUGAGAAGCGAAAAACCUGCGGAAGGACCCUAGACUUUGCUCCGCGUCUAAGUUGGAAACCGCCCGACUAGUGAAAGAUCGUUCGAUUUGCUCCGCAGCGUGAAUUCAGAAAAGGAUAUCACUGCACCUGCAUUUUACGGAUUUUAAGUUUAUCGAAAAUUUUUCAAAUAUAUUUGGAUAUUUUUGCCAGAGUUAAUUAGACAAGAUGGGUAAAGCACAAAGUAAACGUUCUGUAGAUAUCACCACAGAAGUCAAAAAAGACGAUGUUCCAGAGGAAGGUACUGGCAAAAUGGGCAAAAUUGAAGAUGUCGACCAACUAAAACCACAGGUUAACGGCGAUACACAUCACAACGAAAAUGAGGAUAAAGAAAAAUCAGCCGAAACGGAAGGUACAGAAAACGAAAAAGAUUUAUCAACAGAAAAGGAACAGCAACCACCACAAGAAACCGCUGAACCUAAAGCAAAUCUUGAAAGUGGUGAUGAUGCUGCCGUUACUACACCAACCGAAGAUAAACCUGUGGAAAAUGGCAAUGGAACUGAUGACACAUUGAAUGAAAGUAAAAAUGCUGCUGAAACGUCGACAACUGAAAAUGGUGAUAGCAGUAAAAAACCGAAAAAGGAAAAAGUAAAAAAGAAAUGGUCAUUGCGAAGCAUUUCAUUCGGCAAAAAGGAUAAACAGAAACCACCCAAGAAGGAAGAAGCCAGUACCAAUGGAGAAUGUGAAAAAGUCCCUGAAGAGGCUGCCGAAGAAGCCACAAAGAAUGGUGAUGAAAAUGCCGCGGAAGCUACUUCUCCUACAGAUGAAAAAUCUCCAGUCGCCACACCUGCUGAGAAUGAAUCAAAAGACGUUGCUACUCCUGUUACUGAAGCUGCCGCACCUGUUGUAAAUGGUUCAUCGGAACCUGCUAAAGAAGAAAAACCAGUCGCCGAAGUAGCACCAACUGUUAUUGCUGAAGAGAAGGCUCCGGAAAAAGUCGAAAUCACUACCACCGAAGAACCACCAAAAACGGAAUCUGCACCAGCAGCGGAUGUCGCCCCUGUCACAGAAUCAGCACCUGCCGUAGCACCAGAACCAGCUAAAACAGAAGAAGUUCCAGCUCCAGCCAAAAUUGAGGUAAACGCUGAAAGUAUUCAAGAUGAAACAAAAGAAUCUAAUGCAGAAGUAGUAUUGUCUACUUCUGAACAACCACAACAAGCCGAUAAUGAUAAGGAAGAAAAAAAGAUUGAUGAAGAAAAUAACGUUAAAAAUAUUGAUGGUGAAAGUGCACAGAACCUCCCACCUCCUCUCCCUUGUACCUCUCCUCCUUCACAGGUGUCGGUGUUUGCAUUAAGCGAUGAUAAUAAAGACAAUGUCGAAAGUGAACAGCUGCCACCACCGCCGCCAGUUGAAAUAGAAUCUAAUGUUGUAGAGCCUGUACUAGCCAAGCAAAGUGAAGCGGGGAUUCCCGAAACCGUCGCGAAUAUUGAAGCAGUUGUUGAAAAACAAAGCAAAGAUGACAGUGAAUCAGAAAAGCCCUCCGUCGCCAUUGAACCAAUCCCAGAAGUAAUAGCUUCUUCUGAAAUCAGUACUCCUCCACCGGUUGUUGAAGAACCGGCUUCAUCUAUAGAAGCAGCAGUUCAAUUGACCGAAGAAGCAGCUCCAUCUACAGAAGUAACGGCCCCAUCCAGAGUGGAAGCGGUUCAAUCUGCAGAAGUAGCAGCUCAAUCAGCGGAAGAAGUAGCAGCUCCAUCAGCAGAAGUAGCGAAAGAAGAAGAAAAAUCUGCUGUUAAGACGGUCGAGAUCGAUUCACAUCCUCAGGUAUUGCCAACGAUAACACUUCCAGAGCAUAGUGCAAUUAAUCCAGAACAAAUAGCAGAAACAAUUGCCCUUAUCGAUGAAGUAACACAAGAAGCUGCUAUGAAUGUGGCCAGUCAAUUAGAAGGCGAAGCUAGUUCCAAAAUCGAAUUACCUUUGCACGAACAAAAGACUUCUGUCGAAUCCGAAACGUUACCUACUGAUCCUUCUCAUCCCGAAGAACAAACGUCCACGGUUCCUGAACAAACUUCCACCUCUGAAACAUCCAAUACCGUAGAAGUAGUAGAUCCGAAUUUGUCCAAAGAAGAGUCAGUUGUUGCACAGUCACUUCCCGAUGUAGUUAAUGAACAGGCAGAUACAAACCAAGCGCCAACCGAAUUAAUAGGUGAUCACGGUGCGCUCGCCCAACAACCUGCAGCAAUAGACGUUUCAAGCGAUGUGGCUAAGGAUGAACAAAAAGAUAAAAUCGAGGAUAUAGAUUCAACUGUGAGACCAGACGAAACCGCAGAAAAAGUGCCAGUCGACGAAACAAAAUUAUCAACCACUCCUCCAGCAACAAAUGCCUGCGAAAUGGAAGAUGCCCCCCAAGCCCCAAAAUCGAAGGAAAAUGGCUUUGGUGAAAAUCACGCAGCUGAUACUUCGGCGACUGAAAGCUUAAAUGGGCAAGUUGAUCAUAAAUCAAUUGAGGAAAUCAAGUCCGAUUGUUCAGAAAAAUUGAUAAGCGAACCAACGACGGAACUAGCUGCUGGUACGGUUGAAGUCAAAGAAUAAACGCGAACAUCACAUUGGAUCUUUAUUAUAAAAAGAGUUUAAUAUAAUAAUCAUAUGAAUAAUGAGUAAAUAGCUAUUACAUAAAUUUAUUUCAAACGAAACAAUUCAUCAUGAUAAAUCGAUGAAUGGCAUGACGCAAAACAAAACAACCAGCAACAGAUAUUACAGAUUGAUAUACGAACAUAAAACCAGUAGUACACAAUACAUUCGAAAUUUGUAAACUAUUUCGCAUAAUUUUCUAUUUUCAUCUAUAUAUAUAUAUGUAUGUGUAGUUUUUUUUUGUAAAAUGACAAGUGGAAAAUAUUCAACGACGAGAGGAAAGUAAUACAUACGUUUUGGAUGCAACAAAUUAAUUUAAAAGAAAUUGGUAUUUCGAUAAUGGAACAUUUGAUUAGGAAGGAAGGAAGUUGCGGGAAAUACUGAGAAAGAUGGAAAGUUGUUAUUGGUUGCACAAACAAAGAAAUAUUUAAGGGAAGCAAAAUUUUUAAUUCUCACAUAUUAUUUUAUUAUAAAUUCACACAACUUUAUAUAUAUGUAUGUAUUAAGUAUGAAAAUUAUUCAUUUCUUUUCUCUCCUUUAUUAUAAACAUAAAACACACCAAUUGCCGGGGGUAGUGAUAGCGAUUCGCUGCAUCCUGUCUUUUCCACUCCUCCCUUUCCUCACAAUAUUCAAAGCAUCUUAAAACAUAAGACACAUUCGCAUUCACAUUCAUCCCCACAUUAAGACACAUAUACACUCAUGAAAUCCAUCAAAACGAAAAUCACCCGCUAAAUGGGGGUCAAAACAAGUACUAUCCACUAAAUUUACAAUUUUAGAAAUACAAUUUACAAAUUGUGAACGACUAAAUGGAAAACACAUUUUUGAUAAAAUUUUACAUUUACAAAUAUUAUCAAUCUCUCAAUCUGGACAUAGACCGAAGUUGCAUUUUUUAUAUACGAUUUACAAUUUUUUCGUUUCUUUUAUAUGCAAUGCAAGUUUUGCGAACAAUAUUUAAGUUUCAAAUUUACUCUUUAGUGUUUUUAAAUCAUAUACAACAGCAUAUUUGUAGCAAUUUGUAGAUUUACCGUAAAUAACGCAGAAAUUUAAAGAAGUUUGAAGCUAAAGUAAAUAAAAUUAAUAUUGGAAUGAAGCUGGCAAAGAAGUAUCUUAGCAGGAGGAAAAUAAACGCAGAAUCAAAAUUUGUAUAGAUAUUACCUUCGUGUUUAUUCAUUUAGGCGAGAAAAAAAUACAUUCGUGUUUUUUUUUUUAAAUUUCAUUAUUUUUAUUACAUAAUUUCAUUUUACUGGAAUAAACUUUUUAGUGAUUUUAUAAUAAAGACAAUUUCAGUU
Molecule: messenger RNA, 4242 nt
Organism: Hermetia illucens (black soldier fly)
Lineage: Eukaryota; Metazoa; Arthropoda; Insecta; Diptera; Stratiomyidae
Gene: Akap200
Product: A-kinase anchor protein 200
Exons: 9
Coding region: 554-2914 (786 amino acids)
Source: RefSeq, a predicted model, not a curated record